Molecule: messenger RNA, 909 nt
Organism: Symbiodinium sp. CCMP2592
Lineage: Eukaryota; Dinophyceae; Suessiales; Symbiodiniaceae
Source: the annotation of a GenBank genome assembly
AUGUCCCGCCUCAAAGCCGCUCCCUCAGCUGCAGCCCCGAAGGUGAGUUGGAGCUGGCUCACCUCAGCCGGGCUCCAGACCGACGUGUCCACAAAGGCCAUCCGCUUCCUGGAGCAGUCCCAUGUGACCAGAGACAUGUUGGACUACUUCACCUCAGAGGAGGGCCAGCAAGUGCUCCAAGCCUAUCGCGAGAAGCGGUUAGCCCAACCAGCGCAGGUCGAAGCCUCAGAGGCUGCGCCAGGUCGUGGCCUCUGUGGUAGGCAGAAGAUUUCCGCCGCGGUGCGCAGCAACGAGGGCCACUACUUUGCCAAAGCGCCGAAGCCAGAAGCCCCACGGCCUCCGAAGGGGAAGGUGAGCCAAAAGGAAAACGAAGCGCGUCCCGACAAAAAGGAGGCGCCCGCGGAGAAAAUGGAAGUCCUUGGCUGCGUGAAGUCUUUCAGCGAGGACCGUGGCUACGGUUUCCUUGCCUCAGAGGCCGCACCGGGGGACAUCUACUUCCGUGCCGGCGACGUACCGGCAGACGACGCAGCGCAGGUGGGCCGGUAUUGCUCCUUCACUCUUCAGUUCAAAGACGGUCAUCCCCAGGCACGGUCCCUUUGCUGGCUCACGGAGGAGGUGCCCCUCACCUCCCGCGCCGAGGGCUUCGUGAAGAGUCUUGGGGCGAACUACGGCUUCAUCACGUCCAAAGCGAUCGGAGCGCAUGACAUUUACGUGGAUCGGAAGGAGCUCGAAAAGCUCGGAAGCUGCGCAAAUGGGCAGCCAGUGUCAUUCCGCCUUGCUCAAAACGCGCGUGGCCAGCCGCAGGCGAAAGAUGUUCAGCUCCUCGAGGAGCCAUGUCCCGAGGCGAGGGAGACGAAGGAUGCAGGGGAGACCGCCCCGGUAGGGCCCGUUCGCUCCAAGUACUGGUGA